CACUCUCAGUCUUGUUGUUCCUCUUUCGACGCAUAAGUGUUUGACUAAGCUUAGAUUGAAACACGUUUCUAUAAAACAUGGGAAAAUUAGAUUCAUACCAAGUUAAUCGAAAGGAACAGCUUUUGACUGCACUCAACAAACUCGGUGAAGGUUCCACUUUCCUUUACAUGAUUUUCAUUUUAACGACGAUACCAACAAUUUUUAAUGGAAUGCAUUCUAUGGCUUAUAUUUUCAUAGCCGAGAUUCCUGUUCAUUGGUGUUCCAUAUCAAUUCUUACUUCAGCUAAUUGGACUAAUGAUCAAAUAAGAAAUAUUUCAUCCGCCAGUCCUUGCACCCAAUACGAUUAUGAUUACGAUCAUUUUGCAAAAAUAGGUUUUACAGAAGCUCUUAAGCAUAAAAACGAAAAUCCAACAGUAAAAAUUACUGAAUGCAAGGUUAGAAGUUUUGAACAAAACAUAGAAGGUACUUCUCUCGUUGAAGAUUGGGACCUCGUGUGCGACAGACUAGCUGAUAGAUCCACCAUCCAGAUGAUGUUCUCGCUUGGAAAACUCUUCGGAAGUGUAUCGUCCGGUAUUAUUUCCGACAAGUUUGGUCGAAAAUUUGUCUACAACAUUGGCAUUAUUAUGCUGAUAUUAUCUGGUCCAAUUAGUGCGAUUGUACCUUGGUUCUGGUGCUUCCUAAUCUUUAGAUUCAUAAAUGGGAUAAGCCAUGCUGCUAUAUUGUAUCCUUCCUUUACUCUCCUUACCGAAACAGCCGGAGAAAAACACAGACAAUGGAUGGGUGUAGCCUACAACGCUGGAUAUCCUAUAGGAACAACAAUUAUGGCUUGCAUAGCAUACGUGCUAUACGAUUGGCGACACAAACAAUUGGCAUCAACAUUGCCAGCUUUAAUUUUGCUUCUUUUUAUGUGGCUAAUGCCAGAAUCACCGCGAUGGCUUUUAUCACAAAAUCGACUUAAGGAAGCCCAGAAGGUGAUCGAGAAAUAUUACCGACCUGUUAAUGAAACAGCUGAAAUAACUGAAAUCUACUCUUCAUCGAUUUUGCAAAAACCCAUAUUGCAAUCUCGACUGGAAGAAACGGAAAAUCCAAAAUCUAAUUCCACUAGUCAAGGACAUAGAUUAAAGGAAAAUAUAAAAGGGCUGGUUAUUGUUCUUUGUAACUAUGAAUUAUUAAAAAGAGUCAUGAUCACCAAUUUUGCAUGGCUUACAGCCUCCCUCACCUAUUAUGCUUUAGCGUUAAACGUCGACAAUUUCUCAGCUAAUCGUUACCUUUACAUUCUUGUGAUGGGUAUCACUGAAGUACCAGCUUAUUUGAUACCAACACCCAUUUUGAUAUUCGCGGGACGAAAACAAGCUUGUAGUGUUAUGUACUCAUUAACGGCAUUGCUUUUACUUAGUAUUCUUGCAAUAUCAGCUAAGGAAACUCUGGCUAUAAUAAUCGUUGCUCUAACAGCAAGAUUUAUAUUAUCUGCCGCCUAUAGUAUCAUGAUAUUAUAUACUUCGGAAUUGUUUCCUACGAUUACAAGAAAUUCAGCAGUAGGCAGCAGUUCAGCAAUGUCCCACAUUGGUAGCGUAGCAUCUCCCUACGUUGCUGAUUUAUUAGGCACCAUUGCUUGGUGGGCUCCAAGUACUUUAUGUGGUUUCUGCGCUCUUUUAUCUGGUUUACUUUCCAUGAUGCUACCGGAAACGCGUGGAAGACCAUUGGCCGACACAGUAGACGAAGAAAUCACGAAAGAACGUGGUGUCGUUGAAUUAAAAAAUUGUUUCACAUGUAAAAGCUAACGAAACGAUAAUUUAACUUGAUAAUCUCUUUUAGUUAAAAUAAUUAUUACCUACUACUACUAUUAUUAGAAUAAUUUGGAAGUCUUGAUAUAAAUCUUAUUUAAUAAAAUAAAAAAAAUAAA
Molecule: messenger RNA, 1903 nt
Organism: Polistes canadensis
Lineage: Eukaryota; Metazoa; Arthropoda; Insecta; Hymenoptera; Vespidae
Product: organic cation transporter protein-like
Exons: 8
Coding region: 78-1781 (567 amino acids)
Biological process (GO): transmembrane transport
Cellular component (GO): membrane
Molecular function (GO): transmembrane transporter activity
Source: RefSeq, a predicted model, not a curated record